AUGAAAGUCUUCAACUUUAAAGCAGUAGCUGCUGCUGCAUACAGGACCUUCAGCAGCAAGAGGGUUGCAAAACCCUCAGCUUGGGCUUUAACAAACCCCAAAACCAAGAACACCAACACCACAGUGGAACAAUGCAGAACCCCCAUGUCCAAAAUUGAAUGGAGUGAAGAGCAAAAGCAAGUUCUGUCUUCCGUAUCUGAGGGAAAAUCUGUUUUCAUUACUGGCUCUGCUGGCACUGGAAAGACCCUUUUGCUAGAAGAGAUCAUCAAGUUCCUGAACAGAUUGCACACCCCAUAUGGGGUUUAUGUCACAGCUUCCACUGGGGUUGCAGCUUGUGCUCUAAAGGGCCAAACUUUACACUCUUUUGCUGGCAUUGGCAUCAUCUUCAGUGAUGAUGACCCUCAGCUUUUGGUGGAGAGGGUUUUAUCCAACCAGGGUGCAUGCAGGAGGUGGAGAAAGGUUGAGGCUUUGGUCAUAGAUGAGAUCAGCAUGGUGAGUGCAAAACUGUUUGAGAGUCUUGAAUUUGUUGCAAGAGAGAUGAGGGGUGUGGAUGAAACCUGGGGAGGGAUUCAGCUUGUUGUGAGUGGUGAUUUCUUUCAACUGCCACCAGUGGUUAGUAACAAGGAUAACUGUUGUUCUUCUCAAGGGGUGAUGUAUGCAUUUGAGGCUGAGUGUUGGAACAGAAGCUUUGAUUUGCAGGUGGAGCUCACAAGGGUGUUUAGGCAAUCAGAUUAUGGACUUACAAGGCUGCUUGAAGGAAUCAGAAGAGGGGAGAGUGAUCCCCAAGAUUUGGAGUUCUUAGAGAACUUAUGCUUAGGGAGUAGUGAGUGUGAUCAUGAUCCUUCUAUUGUGCAGCUCUUUCCUUUGAAUAAAGAUGUGGAGAGAGUGAAUGAUGAGAGGCUGAGAAGUUUGCAAAAGGAUGUUGUUGUUUAUAGGGCUGUUGAUAGUGGUAAGGGACAUUGGAAGGGGAAUCUUAGGUAUGGCAUAGUGCCUGAUGAAAUUUCCCUUUGUGAAGGUGCAAGGGUUAUGCUGGUUAAGAAUUUGGACACUGAACAUGGAUUGGUAAAUGGGGCUACUGGUGUAGUUGUGGGGUUUUCAUGGUCAUUGGGGGAAGAAGAACAUCUUAGUGGAAUAUGUAAUGAUAAAGUGUUGCCUGUGGUCAAAUUUGAUGGAGGGAAAUUUUUGACAAUUAAGCCAGCAAAAUGGCAUCUAAUGGAUGGACCUGAAGUUGUUGCUUGCAGGAAGCAGAUUCCUCUUAUAUUGGCAUGGGCUAUGAGCAUUCACAAGUGCCAAGGAAUGACUCUUGAGAGAGUUCACACUGAUCUGUCUAGAGCAUUUGGUUGUGGCAUGGUGUAUGUAGCACUUUCCCGGGUUAGAAGCUUGGAGGGACUUCAUCUAUCUGCUUUCAAUAGAUCAAAGAUUAAAGUGGACCAAAGGGUUUCAAGGUUCUAUAGGAGCUUGGCUUCUGAAAAGAGUAAGGAGGUUAUGGUAGUUGAUAGGAGGAGAGAAAAGGUGGCCACAGAAGUAGCAGUGGUGUCUCAAGAAAAGUGA
Messenger RNA from Glycine soja, 1551 nucleotides. Its product is annotated as ATP-dependent DNA helicase PIF1-like. The record is from RefSeq and is a predicted model, not a curated record. Gene Ontology annotation, molecular function: ATP hydrolysis activity; DNA helicase activity. Gene Ontology annotation, biological process: DNA repair; telomere maintenance. The transcript has a single exon. The coding region runs from base 1 to 1551 and encodes 516 amino acids. NCBI's taxonomy places the organism in Eukaryota, Viridiplantae, Streptophyta, Magnoliopsida, Fabales, Fabaceae.